This is a messenger RNA of Amoebophrya sp. A120, 3900 nucleotides long. The record is from the annotation of a GenBank genome assembly. Lineage: Eukaryota; Dinophyceae; Syndiniales; Amoebophryaceae.
AUGCAGGUCGAGAAGCAGGACAAGAUGAAUGUGAUGGACUCCAACGCGAUCGACAACGCCUACACGGGGCUCGGCUUGGGCGUGAACGGCCAGCCGUCUAGCGGGACGGACAGCGUGAAGGGUAGUUCCAACCCCUACUACACGCAGGCACAGUUGCACCACCAGCAAAGUUCCAAGGGGAACCCCUACAGCAAGUACAACUGGGGCGGGAAGCACCAGGGACAAACCCGGCACAACAAGUCCAUGUUCCAGUACAAUGUGAAGGGCGGGAACGCUGCCUUCUUCCAGAACACGGCAAACACCUCCGCGUCCCGCGGUGCGAACGGCACCACCGGCAGUAUCGCAAAGGGCAGCGCGCCGCAGCACCAGCAGGCGGGCUGCGGGACGACCCUGUCGCAGAACCCGAAGACGGUGGACGGGAUUACGCAGGCCAGCUUCUCGAAGAUGACCAACGGCAACGAUUUGGGAAAAAUCUCCUCCUUCUUCAACAACACGGCCACCAUGAUCAAGGACGGAAAGGUCGUUCCGGCCAACGAGCUGCACCAGAUGCUGCCGUGGCACGGGAAGCCCCCGGUCGGCUGGAUUCACGUCCAGGACCACGGAGUCGCCAUGCUGCCGCAAAUGGCGAGGAAAGGGUAUAGGAUUUUGAAUCUACAACUUGCUGCUAGAAGAUUCUAUAAAAGUAGAGCAAAUUCAAAUUCAUGUUAACCUUGAAUGGUGUAUAAUACCCUAACAAGCAGCUGCGAGCAGACGUAUUUUUUGCAUCAUCAUGAUAGAAGAUAGAGAUACUAGCUCUCUACUAGCAAGUGCAGAGAGUUCUUUAGCGGUGCAUCGCUUUUAUCCCAUGCAAGUAUUUAAAAAACGAAAAAAAAUCACAAUUACAGCGAACUGUCGCAGCAAGUGAUGGACCUGCUCGCGUGGACGUCUUCCAGCGACAUGCUGGGGCGGCAGCAGCGGUCGAUGAUUGUGAAGCCGUUGAUCAAGCAUUUUCUGUACCUGUCGUGCGACGUGUGCGGGAAUUACGUGUGUCAAAAGUUGAUCGAGACCGCGGACGCCAACGAGCGGCGCGAGUUGGGGGACUUCAUCUUUUCCGCGACCACCGCGGACAUGUGGGGCCCGGACGGCGAGGCGCCCAACAGCUCGGGUUUGCUGGAGCCCGUAGGCAUGAGCCGCAACAAGGGCCACGACGCCAACAAGUUGAUGCUGCACCAACAGGAGGGCAGCCUGAACACCGCGGCCUCCGAGGAGAAGUCGAAAGCCCUGGCGAAGGAGUCUCUGGAGGACGUGAUCGUGCGGCUGGCCCGCGGCACCUACUCCUGCCGGGUGCUGCAGAAGUUCCUGCAGUGCACGCCGGAGGAGGAGGACAUCGUGAAGUGCGGCGAGCGCCUGGCGAACUUCAGCUACAAGCUCGCGCUGGACCAGAACGCGAACCACGUCGUGCAGCGGUGUUUCUCCAGCACCAAGGCGACCUGGGUGUUCGAGCCGGUUUUCGAGGACCACGUGGUGGAGAUCGCGACGCACGUGUACGGGUGCCGGGUCUUGCAGCGCCUCGUCGAGCUGCAGGGCCGGAGCAGCAAGCUGAUGAUGAAGAAGAUCGGGGAGCAGGUGUUGAAGCUGUCCUACCACAAGUACGGGAACUACGUUUUGCAGUACUACGUGUCCUUCGUGGAGUCCAGCUCGCUGCAGGAUUUGCGGCAGUUGGCGCUGGACAACAUCGUCGAGUUCUGCGGGCACAAGUUUGCGUCCAACAUUCUCGAGAAGUUGAUCGACGACGCGGCCAAGGCGACGCUGGUGAACGCAGGGGACAAAACGAACGCGGAGUUUGUCAUUGCUGUGGCCAAAGCGCUGCAGGAGUCGGACAAACUGGUGGACAUCACCACGGAUCCCUUCGGGAACUACAUCGUGCAAAAGUUGCUGAACACCUUACCCGAGGAGCCGUGCGGCAAUUUGAUGCGGCGGCUGCUGCGAUAUCUGCCGACCAUCGAGAAGUCCAAUUUCGGCCGCCACAUUGUCUUCGCGCUGAAGGAACAGGGGUACAUGACGCCGUGUUUGGUCGACAAAUUUAUCGAGGACAACAAGGGCCGGGUCCGAAAUCACACCGGCACAUCAAACCGGAUCAAUGCAGCGGCUGGGUCCGCCGCCUCCACAGACGGAGGCGACGAAACGCAGCGUGGGCGGGGAAACACGAACAUAUCCGGCGGGGGAGAAUCUUUGCCUAUGGAAACGAAUCGUGAACAAGUGGAACAAACGGAGGCCGGAAUGACGGUGAGCGAAGCGGUCGAGCAGAACAUGAGCAAAAACAACCACCACGCGCGAAGCCAUAACAGCACCACCACGACCGCCGGCGCUACAAAUUUCUCUCCCACGAGCCACCAGUCGGGAGCUACGGGCGAAGACGAAAGUCACAGCGGCACCGGUGGAGCGCUGUCGCAAGUGGGAGCGACGUCCAAUCAGGGCACAGCGCCGGUCGUUGGAAAGAGCAUCAACCGCGGCACCAGCAGCAACCCGUACCACCAAUACAAUCCGCCGAAGGGCGCCGGACAGCCGCACAAGGGUAAUAAUAGUACCAGUGCCGGACAACCACAACCGCGCACUAGCUGGGCCGGGUCGGCAACUUCCAACUCGUACUACAAGAGCUACGGCAAAGGUGGGUCGUCCGGAGCCACGGCAGACAAGAGUGGCGGCAAAGGGUCCGCAAACACCACGUCGACGCUCUUCCCGGGAACAUCCGCUGCGGGAGGCAAUUCGAUGUACGGAGGCAAGCAUGGCAGUGGGGCUGCCCAACAGUAUCAGUCCAAAAAAGGAUCCUGGAGCAACAACGCAGGAGCUGCGAGCAAGGCUGGCGGAGGGAAGAACGGCAACUGGAACGGUUCCAGUUCCAACGCCGCUGCUGCGGCCGCGGCAAACUACGGAAGCUUCAAUCUGCAGCAGCACGCGAUCGGAGCCGCUGCCGCGCAGAACCACCAAAACGGCUUUGGCGCAGCGCCGGGCGGUCCGGGCGCAGCCGUGGACCCGCGAGCACCUCCGGCUAGCUAUCUCGACCCCUCCGGGUUCCAGGCCGCGCUGGAGCAGGCGGCCCUGUCCGCGGGCCUCCCGCCGAACACGAACUUGUUGCCGCCGUUGGCUCCCGGGAACCUCCCGUAUGGGGCGCCCACGGGCACCCUCCCGUCGAACGACCUGCUGACGCAGUUUGCGCUCGCGAGCGCCGCCGCGUCUCAAGCGGGCCUGAACCCCGCGUUAAUCGCUGCAGCGAUGGACCCGCAGCAAAAGUCGGCCUUCGCGGCUGCCGCCCGUGUGCAGCAGCAGCAACAGUUCGGCGCGGCACCGAACCUUCCGUUUGCAGCCACGAACAACCUGUUAACCGGCACGGCGGCGACGCAGAGCACCCUCGCGGCCAGCAACGCGUUGGCGAGCGCGCUGCUGAGCAACAAACUGAUGGAACAGCACCACCAACACCAGCCGCACCAUAAUAUCUAUGGGGCCGGCGCGGCGCCCAGUGGUCAACACCCGAGCAGUCUUGUAGGAGGUGUACCACCACCUUCGAACACACACAGCCCUUCCGUGAAUUCUUUGACUUCGUUGAACGCGAUGCCGGGUUCCCUCACCUCCCAGCUCCACGCCCUCGCCGCGGCGCAGAGCGCGGCGGGCGGUGCUGGUGGUCUGGCCCCAGGUGGGAACAGCAGCACGCUGAACGCGAAUGCGGCACAGUUCGCCCCGGGCGCCCACAGCUCUGCUUCCGGCUUCGAUCUGUACGGACUUGGCGGACCGCAGGCUGCGGACGGUGGAGGGCAGUACAAGUCGGUCUACGCCCAGCAGCUCGCCAACGCUCUGGCUCUACACAACGCUUCUAUGUCGGCCCACGGCUCGGCGACACCCAGCCCCACACACAGGAUGGAAUGA